GGCCGAUAGGAAGCUCUUUCAAGUUCUCUUUUCCUUUUCUCGUCCUUUGUAUUUCUGUGCUCUUUUCUUAACGUUCCUUUCCUUCUCCAUUCUCUGAAAAAACAGUUAAAAAAAAAUCCACUGAAAACCGAACCUUCUUCCUUACUCCGAUCAAAAUCAAAUGAUUUCAAACAUCUAAAAAAUCACGAAAACCCACCAAACUCAAAUCCUCCGGCGAUGGCGAACGUCUCGGUCGCCGCGGAGUGGCAGCUUCUCUAUAACCGGUACUACCGGAAGCCCGAGCUCUACCGAAUGGGGUGGCUCCACGUGGACCUGAGCCGCAACAGAGUCGCCUGCGCUCCUUUCGGCGGCCCGAUCGCCGUCAUCCGGGACGACUCGAAGAUCGUCCAGCUUCACUCGGAGUCCGCCCUCCGCAAGCUCCGCAUCUUCAACUCAGCCGGCGUCCUCCUCUCCGAGACCGUCUGGAAGAACCCCGGCGGCCGCCUCGUCGCCAUGUCCUGGACCGACGACCAAACCCUCGCCUGCGUCGUCCAGGACGGUACCGUCUACCGCUACAACGUCUAUGCCAAGCUCCUCGAACCCAACAUCUCCAUGGGGAAGGAGUGCUUCGAGCAGAACGUCGUCGACUGCGUCUUCUGGGGCAACGGAUUGGUCUGCAUCACGGAAUCCAAUCAGCUGUUCUGCAUCUCCGAUUUCAAGAACCCUAAGUCCUCUCAAUUGGCCGAUACCGGGAUCGAGGAGCCGCCGCAUUGUAUGGCGGUGAUCGAACCGCAGUACACGAUGUCCGGAAAUGUGGAGGUGCUGCUUGGGGUCGGGGAGGCCUAUGUAUUGGCUGUGGAAGAGGACGGAGUUCAGCAGCUAGGGUUUGAGGUUCUGCGCGGGCCUCUGCAGAAAAUGGCGGUCUCGUGCGACGGUCAGUGGCUCGCGUCGUUCACGCACGACGGACGGCUUUUGGUCUUGACCUCUGAUAUGCGCCAAGUCAUUAUGGAGCAAGAAUGUGAAUCGGCCCUUCCUCCGGAGCAGCUGUCAUGGUGUGGGAUGGACUCUGUGUUGCUUUAUUGGGAUGACAUGCUCUUGAUGAUGGGGCCUAUAGGGGAUCCAGUGCGCUACUUUUACGAUGAACCAAUAGUCCUUAUCCCCGAGUGUGAUGGGGUGAGGAUAUUGUCCAACUCAAGUAUGGAAUUUCUACAACGGGUUCCCGAUUCCACCGAGUCUAUCUUUAAGAUUGGAAGCACAUCGCCUGCAGCUUUAUUGUAUGAUGCGUUGGAUCAUUUUGACAGACGAAGUGCCAAGGCAGAUGAAAAUUUGAGAUUGAUUGGGUUGUCCUUGCCUGAGGCUGUUGAAGCAUGUAUUGACGCUGCGGGUCAUGAGUUUGAUAUUUUGCGUCAACGAACAUUGUUAAGAGCGGCAAGCUAUGGACAAGCCUUUUGCAGCAAUUUUCAACGUGAUCGGAUUCAAGAGAUGAGCAAAAUUUUGCGAGUCUUAAAUGCUGUUCGUAACCAUGAGAUUGGCAUCCCACUUAGCAUACAACAAUAUAAGUUGCUUACACCAUCUGUUCUGAUUAGUCGGUUGAUUAAUGCCCACCAACACCUUCUUGCAUUACGGAUCUCAGAGUACCUAGGCAUGAAUCAAGAGGUGGUGAUAAUGCAUUGGACCUGCUCGAAGAUAACUGCUUCAUUGGCAAUUCCUGAUGCCGUUCUCCUUGAAAUUUUACUUGAUAAGUUAAAGUUGUGCAAAGGGAUAUCAUAUGCAGCAGUUGCUGCUCAUGCUGAUAAAAGUGGCCGUCGAAAGCUAGCUGCCAUGCUUGUUGAACACGAACCACGUUCCUCAAAACAGGUUCCUCUGUUGUUAAGCAUAGGAGAAGAAGAUAUAGCUUUAAUCAAGGCAACUGAAUGUGGUGAUACUGACCUUGUUUAUCUUGUUCUUUUCCACAUCUGGCAAAAGAGGCAACCACUGGAGUUUUUUGGAAUGAUACAGGCCAGAACCCUAGCACGUGAUUUAUUUAUAGUGUAUGCACGGUGCUAUAAGCAGGAAUUCUUAAAGGACUACUUUCUAUCAACUGGACAGCUUCAAGAGGUCGCUUUUCUUUUGUGGAAGGAAUCAUGGGACCUUGGACAAAAUCCAAUGGCAAGCAAGGGAUCCCCACUUCUUGGUCCACGUAUAAAAUUGAUUGAGAAGGUGCAAAACCUGUUUUCAGAAACUAAGGAGCAUACCUUUGAGUCAAAGGCUGCCGAAGAGCAUUCAAAACUUUUGAGAAUGCAACAUGAGUUAGAAGUGAGUACAAAGCAGGCUAUUUUUGUUGAUUCAAGUAUUAGUGAUACAAUUCGCACGUGUAUCGUCUUGGGAAAUCAUCGAGCUGCAAUGAAAGUGAAAACAGAAUUCAAGGUUUCUGAGAAGAGAUGGUAUUGGCUAAAAGUUUUUGCUUUGUCUACUAUCAGAGAUUGGGAUGCUUUAGAAAAGUUCUCAAGGGAAAAGCGACCGCCAAUUGGUUUUAGGCCAUUUGUGGAAGCAUGCAUUGAAGCAGAUGAAAAGGGGGAGGCCCUAAAAUAUAUCCCAAAGCUCACCGAUCCUCGAGAGAGAGCAGAGUCUUAUGCACGGAUUGGCAUGGCAAAAGAAGCUGCCGAUGCUGCCUCUCAGGCUAAAGACGGUGAAUUGCUGGGACGACUAAAAUCAACAUUUUCGCAGAAUGCUGCAGCCUCAUCUAUUUUUGAUACCCUCCGGUCAUCUUUUCAAGGAGUUUCAUAGGCUUCUAAGUUAUUUAGUUAUUCUCACUUUGUCCUUUUCAACUUUGUCCGCGUGCAUUGUGUGCAUAUUUAAUUAAUCUCAUGGUUCUAAUCCAUAAACAAAACGGGUAAGAAAUCCAAAA
This is a messenger RNA of Morus notabilis, 2866 nucleotides long. Its product is annotated as protein VACUOLELESS1. Gene Ontology annotation, cellular component: lysosomal membrane; HOPS complex; cytoplasm. Lineage: Eukaryota; Viridiplantae; Streptophyta; Magnoliopsida; Rosales; Moraceae. The record is from RefSeq and is a predicted model, not a curated record. Bases 217 to 2745 code for a protein of 842 amino acids. Gene Ontology annotation, biological process: intracellular protein transport; vacuole fusion, non-autophagic; endosomal transport. The transcript has 15 exons. Gene Ontology annotation, molecular function: actin binding.